UCAUACAGAUUCUGGAUGCCGAAGUUUGGGUAUGUUGGCCCAUACAGUGAGCAAGUUAAAAGGGAUCAUGAUGGGAAAAUUGUAGACAUCAUCCCAAAAGGGAACCCUAUGGAGGAUGCUGGUGUCAAGACAUUGAUACGUUCCUUAAAUAAAAGGAAGCGCCGACCUUCUAGAAGAGACAUGAGGGCCGGCAUGAAGCCCUAUGAGGCAAAGAAGGCGCCACCAUUCUCUCUUGAGGAUAUGCUCAAGAUGAGAGAAUACUGUUUGAAGACAGUUGAGGUAAACAAUUUAAUUACCAUCACAAAAAAGUGCAUUAGAAAUAAACAGGUAAUAUCACAUAUAGGUCCAUUCUACAAACAUGACAGACACAAUAGAUUCUGUAGUCGAAUAUUCCAUAAUAUUCGAGGGGUCCAUCAGAGAGGACGAAGGCAUCUAGUAGAUUCUAGGAUAAUCUCCGAUACUAUCACAAAAUCAAGGGUCCAGCAGAUGGAAGAAGCAGGAACUAAAUAGACAUCUAAUAGCUUAUUAGAGGAAAACAAUGAUAAUAUCCUAAUCUCAAUAAACAG
This is a messenger RNA of Nematostella vectensis (starlet sea anemone), 566 nucleotides long. RefSeq lists its product as uncharacterized. The transcript has 2 exons. Bases 16 to 510 code for a protein of 164 amino acids. NCBI's taxonomy places the organism in Eukaryota, Metazoa, Cnidaria, Anthozoa, Actiniaria, Edwardsiidae. The record is from RefSeq and is a predicted model, not a curated record.